GAGGAAUAAAAGCGUCGAUGCAAGAUUGGCCUAGAAUUUCACACGUUUCUCUUUCUUGUUCUCCCUGCUACUUCAUAGCUGCCAACGUUAAUUGAAAAACAUGUCUGGAGCUCUCAAUCUCAUCUCCCGUCUUGCGAUUCCCGCUGCUGUCGGAGUUUCGCUUUUUCAAUUGAGCGUAUAUGACGUCAAGGGUGGAACCAGAGCGGUGAUUUUUGAUAGGUUGACGGGGGUUAAAGAGAAGGUCGUUAAUGAGGGGACUCAUUUCUUGGUACCGUGGUUGCAGAAGGCGAUUAUCUACGAUGUACGUACAAAGCCUAGGAAUAUCUCUACCACCACUGGGAGUAAAGAUCUCCAGAUGGUAUCUUUGACCUUGAGGGUUUUGCAUAGACCUGAAGUGCAGGCUUUGCCUAAGAUUUACCAGUCCCUGGGCCAAGACUAUGACGAGCGAGUCCUCCCCUCCAUCGGCAACGAGGUCCUAAAGUCCAUCGUGGCCCAAUUCGACGCGGCAGAGCUCAUCACCCAGCGCGAGCAAGUCUCCAAUCGCAUCCGUGCCGACCUCCUCAAGCGAGCGCAGGAAUUCAACAUUGCGCUUGAGGACGUCUCCAUCACACACAUGACCUUUGGCCGUGAAUUCACUCGCGCCGUCGAACAGAAGCAGAUCGCGCAGCAGGACGCCGAGAGGGCUAGGUUCAUCGUCGAGAAGGCCGAGCAGGAGCGUCAGGCGAAUGUCAUCCGUGCCGAGGGAGAGGCUGAAAGUGCCGAGACCAUCUCCAGAGCUGUGGAUAAGGCUGGUGAUGGGUUGAUCUUUAUUCGUAGGAUCGAGGCCGCGAAGGAGGUUGCGCAGACUUUGGCUAAUAAUCCGAAUGUUACGUACUUGCCCGGUGGGAGGGGUGGUGAGGGCGGGAGUGGAGGGACCGGGUCGAAUAUCUUGCUUGGGUUGAGGACUUAAAAGGGGGGAGGGUCCUGUGGGUGAUUCCCUUAUUUUUAUUUUCUCAGCGGGGUAGAUUGAGAAUGUGGAUGCUUCUUUUCGGGUACAUAAUUGUCUACGAAAAAUAACAAUCUCCUCUUUCCUUUU
Tuber melanosporum (Perigord truffle) is the source of this 1075-nucleotide messenger RNA. RefSeq lists its product as uncharacterized. Gene Ontology annotation, biological process: mitochondrion organization. Gene Ontology annotation, cellular component: membrane; mitochondrion. The record is from RefSeq and is a predicted model, not a curated record. Lineage: Eukaryota; Fungi; Ascomycota; Pezizomycetes; Pezizales; Tuberaceae. Bases 101 to 949 code for a protein of 282 amino acids. The transcript is spliced from 3 exons.